This is a messenger RNA of Zeugodacus cucurbitae (melon fly), 3084 nucleotides long. RefSeq lists its product as uncharacterized. Bases 172 to 2736 code for a protein of 854 amino acids. Lineage: Eukaryota; Metazoa; Arthropoda; Insecta; Diptera; Tephritidae. The record is from RefSeq and is a predicted model, not a curated record. The transcript is spliced from 8 exons.
ACCUGACAUUUUCGCGUUUGAAUUUGUUUGACAGCUUGGCGCAAAUUUCAUACUUGAAUUGGCUCUUUGUUUGAUAAUUUUAUUUGCAUUUAUAUACAUAUUUUGUGUUCUAUAAUAUUUGCGUUUAUAGAGUGAGAAUAUCAACAGUGUCAAUAUACAAAUAUACAAUCGAUGGCGCCUACCAAACACGCAAACGGAAGUGUGACUGCUGCAGCUCUGUCCACCUUUGGUGAAUCUACAAAUGAUUCGGCCACACAACAGGCGCUCAGCUAUGUGCGCGAUUUUUGUACACAUGCAACAAAUUACCGAAACCAGCAAACCAUUGAAUCAUUAGCGCUACUUAAUCGUUCCGCUUCAUUACUUAGCACAACUGUGCAUCCACAAUUGUUUAAUCCUUUGCAGUUGGAAACAUCGAAACUUUUCAUCGAUCUGCAUGCGGUAAUGGGCACUUUAGCUGCUGAUUCCGAUGCACUUUGGGCCUGCGUAGCAUUGUUGCAACAUUUAAGCCGUAAUUUGACAGCACGUCGCGCAUUAGUUGAGGAUUUUCGUUUCGUACCGCUUUUAUCUUUCGUGCUGAAACGUUCGCAUGGCCAAGAGAAGAUACAAAAAUUAUUAACGCUCAUACAAGAUCUAACAUAUGGCAUACAAAUAAGCUGGGAAGAACCAUAUUUAAUAGUGCUGCUCGAACAGCUGGUAAACUUAAUAUACCAAGCCACUGAGGAUAGUGAGGACACGCUGGCACAGUUGGCACUAUCUGUGCUAAUCAAUUUGUGCUAUAAAAAUUUUGUAGUAAUGUUUUUAUUCUUGCGCUCGGUAAAUAUUUCGAAUUUUACGAAACGCAUACAAAGCUUUGGCAUGUUGGCCAGUAAAAUGUUGAUAAUACUCAGUGAGGAUACCUAUACACCCAAUCAAAAGGAUCUGGAGAUAUUUAUACGUUCAACAUUUGCUACAGUUGAGGAAUGCAUCAAAAGUUGGAAUGUGCCAUAUUUACAGCAUUUAAUUGAAUUUCUAUUGGAUUCAAAAUCUCACACCUGUCUACAUCGCUCAAUGUUAAGCUAUACACAUUAUUGUGAAGAUGUGGAGCGGCUACUUAACCAAUUGGAGUCAUGUGGUCUGACAGAUGAGGCAGACGAGCAGGUGUCCAAACAACAGCACACAUGCCUGAGCUUAAUUUUCAGACUGAUACAUUAUGUACUAAUACUGAGCACAAUUCCUCAGAUUGAUGGUAAAGAAAAUGUAAUAAGUCUAGACUCAAAUGUUCCAAGAAUAUUUGAAUUACUUGGCAAGUGGCUUGAUUCCGAUAUAUGUGGCGUUGAUACUGUGCAUCUACUAAAUGGCCUAAUAACAAUGGUUCCCAAGGAGUCAAUACCAGCACGCAUUGCUCGUGAUCCCUCAUACAUCGUGCAAUUAAUUAGUACAUCAGAAAAAUCGGAGACCAGCGCCCGUCACAUAUCUGUAAUACUACAACUGCUGUCAUCGCUGCUACAUCACCCAAAGACGGAGAAGUUGGUUUUGUCACGUAUCACGGAGUCAUAUUUUGAUAAAAUGUUUGCACCGCUUAUCAGCAGUGGCCGUUCAGAUAUACCGUUGAAUGCAACAACACCAGAAGAGAUCGAAAAAUACACUUACUGUCUGCUAUUAUUGAUCAAUUUCGCUGGCGUCGCGAAGAAGGCAUAUUUUGAGAAAUGUUGCACGCUCUUGCAGUUUCCAACCAUACAAAAUGCAUUGGCACGUGCCAUGGUCGGUGGCAGUGAGGAGGUGUGCGGCGCCGUUUUUCAAAUUUCGCAAUUCGAACGUUUUCCCCAAACUGAAGUGGCAAAUCAAAUCUCCAAACUAACACCCUACAAAGGUGUUGCUGGCAAUACUAACGUCACUGCAGAGAGUGAUCAAUGGCAAAAGUUGAAUAUUAUAAUGAAAAGCCAUAAAACUUUUGUUGGCAAGGAAAUGGAAGAACGACUCAAUGCGCUAAUCGAAGUGAUAAGCAAUGCACAUCGUAACAAUCAAAUACAGAAUGUUGCAAUGUCACAGAUUAUUGAAUUGUUCAAUUAUAAAAGUGAAAUUUUUAGUUGUUCUGAGAGUUGCAUGCAAAGGCGUUUGGAAAUUGCUAGUGAAGAGAUAACAAAUUUAACACAACGCAUCAAUUUGCAAAAUGCAGAGUUGCAAAAAUAUGAAAUGAUGAAUUUCGAGCUGCACGUCAGUCAAGAGGGCUUACAAACACAAUGCCAAGAUUUAAAACAACAAAAAGACAAUCUGAAACAUAAUUUGGCGAGUUUAAUGAAAAAGUUAUCCGAACAAUCGGAGUCAUUGCAAAUAAGCGAAAAGCGCUUGACCGUUAAAGUCUCCGAAGUUAUAGUAUUGCAAAAGGAGAAUGGCGAGUUGAAGGAGGAUUUGGCAACAAAGACCAAGGAACUGGAGAAAAUGCAAACCAAUACCAGAGAAAAUGCAACGCGCAUAGAAAAGCUGAAGAAGUCGAUCGCUGCUUUCGAACUGGAUAUCAAAGAAAAAUCACGUCUCAUUGAAGAGCGUGAGCGCGAACUGAGCAAAACGUAUAAGCUAUACGAAGAGCAGAAGGACGCAAAGAAGAAAUCCGACGAUGUUAUAUCAGUGUUGGAGGCGCAAAUUCAGGACAAAAACGAGCAAAUACGCAAUUACGAAUUGGAGCUGAGUGAAACUGAAGAGUUACGCAAAACUAUUAUGAGUUUAAUGGAGAGCAAAAAACCAAAACGAAAAACGUAAAUCCAGGACUGGAAACUCUAUAGCAUGCUAACACAUUAAAAAAAAAGUAAAUUUUUAUUAAGUUUAGUAUUAUUAGAAAUAUUUAUUACUUUCUGUAUAGAAAGCACGGAGCGUGUGAGAGUCGUGAGAAAUUUUCGUUGUUAGAAAUUAUUUUACAAUAGUAGUUCAGCGCUUAUAUUACUAAGUACAUAUUUAGUUAACAUUUUAUUACAAUAAUAUACAUACAUACAUUACGUUUGCAUAUUUCGUUUUUUAAAUGUAAUAAUGAAUAUAUUUCAUUUACAUUUUGUUUAUACAUAACAUAUAAAUCUGUCAAAAUAAAUUUGAACAACCAUCUUAACAUGCAUA